Rhea pennata is the source of this 4019-nucleotide messenger RNA. RefSeq names its product FHF complex subunit HOOK interacting protein 1B (gene FHIP1B). Lineage: Eukaryota; Metazoa; Chordata; Aves; Rheiformes; Rheidae. The coding region runs from base 327 to 3446 and encodes 1039 amino acids. The transcript has 14 exons. Gene Ontology annotation, biological process: endosome organization; early endosome to late endosome transport; endosome to lysosome transport. The record is from RefSeq and is a predicted model, not a curated record. Gene Ontology annotation, cellular component: FHF complex.
AGGCCACGUCCCAGGCGAAGGACCAGGAGCCCAGCGUGCCGCGGCACUGACCGGUGUGCAAGUGGACGGCGAUGUCCAGCAGCGGCGGCACUGACGGACUGGACGGACGGACGGGACAGAGGGACGGGGCGCCGCCACCUGAGUCGCAGCUCAGGCCGGGGCGGAGGCAGCAUGGAGUGUGAGGCCCUGCGGACCAGCCGCCCCGCCGUGCCCCUGCGGCUCCACCAGGCAGCAGUCGGAUCGAGAUCCGUCGGCGGGGUGCCCCGCUGCUGCCCGUGAGCUGUCCUCUGGGCUCCCCCGCCUGCCUUCGGGCCUCCGCCCUCCCGAUGGAAAGGAUGAGCUGGCUCAGCAAGCUGAACCCCCGGGCGGCAGGGCACAGGGCCACCCGCAGCGUCAGCCUGCAGAGCCCCGUCACGGCCGACCCCGAGACCUGCCUCAUGGUCUUCAAGAACCACUGGUCCCAGGUCCUGCGGAUCCUGGAGAAGCGAGGUGCCAAGCCUGCCCCUGAUGACCUCAGUGCCGUGCGCAACAACACCUACCAGAUGCUGAACCUGCUGGCAGAGGACCGGCCACGGGGCGAGUCGGCCAUGGGGCCCAUCCUGGAGUUCGUGGUGUCGGAGAACCUGCUGGAGCGCCUGCUGUGCUGGCACCUGCAGGGAGACCUCACGGAGGAGCGCAAAGUGGAGCAGCUCAAGCUCUACGAGAUGCUCAUCAGCCAGGCCCGCCAGCCCCUGCUGCAGCACAAGCCUGUGCUCACGCCCCUGCUGCGGCUGUUGAGCCUGUGCGCGGAGCCCACCUCAUCCCUGCUGGAAAACAGCCUUGUCCUGCUGCUCAACCAGCUCUGUGUCUCUGUGGCCAAGGAGCCGUCCAUCCUGGAGCUUUUCUUCCACAGUCACACGGACCAGGGCCCCGCCAACCUCAUCAUAUUCUCCCUCCUUAUCCCCUUCAUCCACCACGAGGGUGUCCUUGGGCAGCAGGCCAGGGACGCGCUGCUGCUCAUUAUGGCCAUGUCUGCCAGCAAUCACGCAGUGGCCAAGUCCAUCACUGACAACUCCUACUUCUGCCCGGUCCUGGCCACGGGCCUGAGUGCCCUAUACUCCUCUCUGCCCCGCAAGAUCGAGGUGAGGGGGGACGACUGGCACUUCCUGCGCCGCGAGGACUGGAUCGGUGUCUCCUCACUUGUCCUCUUCAUGAACUCGCUGGAGUUCUGCAACGCUGUCAUCCAGGUCGCCCAUCCCCUUGUCCAGAAGCAGCUGGUGGACUACGUCCAUAACGGCUUCCUUGUGCCCGUCAUGGGGCCGGCGCUGCACAAGACCUCCAUCGAGGAGAUGAUUGCCAGCACAGCCUACCUGGACCUGUUCCUGCGCAGUGUCAGCGAGACGGCCCUGCUCAAAACCUUCCUGCGCUUCGUGCUGUUGCAUCGGCACGACAACAGCACCAUCCUUGACACCCUCGUGGGCCGCAUCAACAGCAACUCGCGGCUCUGCAUGGUGUCUCUGAGCCUCUUCCGGACCCUGCUCAGCCUCAACUGUGAGGACGUCAUGCUGCAACUGGUGCUCAGAUACCUGCUGCCCUGCAGCCACGUCAUGCUCAGCCAGAAGCGGGCCGUCAGGGACCUGGACAUCUACGGCAAGACUGCUGCCAAGUUCCUGUCCCUCAUCCCGCGGUGCUGCCGCCCUGAGAGCCUGCCCCUGAUGGACCGCGAGGAGGAGCACGCGGCCUGGUCCAAGGGCCACGGCAGUCCCAACGUGGACACGUCCUCCGUGGUGACAGUGCCGAAGCCUUCCACCCCAUCCCGCCUCUCCUUCUUCAUGCGCCAGCAGAGCUUCGGCCCCGAGGUGGCCAGCCCCGCGCCGCGCUCUCCCGGCACGCCGUCCGGCAGCCCCUGCCACCGGGCAGCCAGGUGGGAGGAGGUGUCGGAGCUGGACAGGAACUACCUGGAGUACCUGCGGGACGCGCGGCUCAGCAUCGACCGCUGCGUCUGGGCCUGCCGCGUCUGGUCGGCCCCCUACGACGGGGAGGAGCCCAGCGCGGGCAGCCUGGCCCCGGCACCUGACGGCGCCCUCCCGCUCAGCCCCGACUGCUUCAGCAUCCCGCGGCCCCCCGGGCCCCCCACCCCGCGGACUAAAAAGCGGGGCCUGCCGGAGGAGGGGGCUCCGGAGGGGCCGGCGGGGGCCCCCGGCGGCAGCGGUGGUGAGCCCCGUGCGUGUCUGCCCAGCCCCGACGCCCAGGACUCGGGGACCCUGGUGAACGGGGCCCAUGGGCCGUUGGAGCCGAGCCGGCCCGAGGGGGACGUCGCUGUGAAGAAGGUGCGCAGGAGCCCCCAAGGCGAGGGGCCCCCCGAGCUGGAGCGCCGGGGGCCGAUGGCGCGCAACGGGGCCGCGGCCCCUCCGGAGCCCGCCCCCGCCCUGGCCCACCGGCCGCAGCCCCCGGGCUGGGAGCCGCUCCAGUCGGUGGAUUCGCUGAUAGACGAGCUGCUGGCCAAGGCGCCGGCUGAGCCCAAUGGGACCAGCGUCAGCAUCGAGGCGUUCACGGAGGAGCUGCGGGAGAUCGAGGCCGAGAUGAAGAACGGGAGCGGGACGGUGCCCGGCCAGGAGGAGCUGCCUUGCGCGCCCGAAGUACCCCUGUCCCGGGAGGAGGAGGAGGUCUACGAGAGCUUCGCCUCCCUCCCCGACAGUGAGGCUCCGGCCGGCUACGGUUCCGGGGAGGCGGCUGCGCGGGCGCCGUCCCGGGCGCCGGACCCGCUGUCCCAGAUCAUUGCCAGCCCGCUGCGGAUGCUGGGGCAGCCGCCCAGCCAGCCCUUCACAGGCCCCUUCGUGACCGUGCUGUUCAGCAAGCUGGAGAACAUGCUGCACAACUCGCUCUACGUGAACUUCCUGCUGACGGGGCUGGUGGCCCAGCUGGCCUGCUACCCGCAGCCCCUGCUUCGCUCCUUCCUGCUCAACACCAACAUGGUCUUCCAGCCCAGUGUUAAGUCCCUGCUCCAGGUCCUCGGCUCCGUAAAGAACAAGAUCGAGAGCUUCGCUGCCAGCCAGGAGGAUUUUCCUGCUCUGCUCUUCAAAGCCAAGAAGUACCUGAUUGCCCGGGGGAAGCUGGACUGGUCAGACACGCAGAAUGCCGUGCCCUCCCUGCGCCGCUCGGAGACGCUGGUGAAGAGCCGGAAGCCGUCCAUCGGGGAGCUGAUCCUGCGGCACACCAACAGCCCGACGCGGGCACGCCAGGCGGCUCAGCUCGCCUUCCAGCACAUGCGGGAGGGGCAGGUAAUGCACGCGCUGGCCGGAGCCUCCCUCUUCCGCAGCUCGGCUGAGAAGCAGAACGAGGCGCUGCGCGUCAAGAACGCCGUCUACUGCGCCGUCAUCUUCAGCGAGUUCCUGAAGGAGCUGGCGGCCAUCGCGCAGGCCCACGCGGUCACCUCGCCCUUCCUGACGGAGCCCCCCGAGGAGUGACCCCCUCCGGCGGUCGCCUUUUUAAUUGCGCCCAGGACAUGGACCUUUUUAAUUUAUUGGGGAUGAAUGUUUUGCCGAGAACUUGUUGCAAUAUGUAUAAACGAGGCUGUCCGCUGCCUGUCCCCGCGUGCGCACGAGUCUCGCCGUGCCCCGGGGCCGGCGCACGGCAGCCCUCGUCCGGGGGCCCCGUGCCAGCCGCCCGGCCCGUGCUGCGCGCCGCUGCCCCGGGGCUCCCGGCGGAGGGGCGAGCGCAGGUCGCUGCAUGGGGACGGCAGGGCAGGACCCUGUGCGGCCCCGGGGCCUCUCGGGGCUGGGCCCUGCCCGGGGGGCGCUGCGUGGGGACAGGCUGGCUCUGCCCCCCGGCGCCCUGCUGCCCCCCCACCCCAGCCCAGCCCCUCCACCGGGCUCCCUGUGCCGCCUGGCCCCUCUCUAUGCAACACCCAGCGGCCCCACUGGGGCGCGGGGGGCAGGCCGGGGCCGGGCAGUGGGGCCGGGGCCAGGGCAGUGCAUGUGGAGGGCAGCGUGUGUCUGUGCUGUGCAAAAGCCCUUCUGUAAUAAAGGUUCUGGUCAAGG